AAAAAAAAAAAAUGGAAAAGACAGAUGAAAACUGGUCAAGGAGGACUCCAUAAUUAAUUAAAGAUGCAGAAAUGCCUGACAAGGAGAGGCAUGACAAACAAUCUCCCAUCUUCUUUAAAUGUCUGGUCUAUAGGGACGAGGGUGGUAGAUCAAAGUCUUCGUUUACAAAAAUCAGAUCCUGAAACUGAAGUCAUCAUUAGCAAAAAUACUGCUGCUUCACAAUAUCAAAGUUUUCUAAUCAUCCAUCCAUCCAUUGUCUUAGCUGCUUAUCCUCACAAGGGUCAUGGGAGUGCUGGAGCCUCUCCCAGCUGUUAACAGCCGCACUCACACUCACACCUAGUGGCAAUUUAGUGUCCAAUUAAUGUUGCAUGUUUUUGGGAUGUGGGAGGGAGUUGGCUUCCUGUACCCGUACUGGUAACAUCAAAUCGAGGAGGCUCUGACCUGCACAACCGUACAAUAAAUAAAGCCUGGUGAAUACUCGGCGUGGGACGCCCCUGGUGACAACUUCAAUGGACUAAAAUCAUCAUCUGUGUAAUCUUGGUACCCAAAUUGGAGCCGUAUUUGUUCGUGUUGAAACUUCCCAGCCUAGCCUAGCCAAGACAAACCCCUUAAGAUCAAGUCGCAUACUUAAUCAAAUAUUUGCCGAGGAGGUAUACAUCAAACGCUAGAACUCACACGACCUACAAAAUCUACGUAUCAUAGACAACGAGGACCGUGAGUACUUAUUAGGAAGUUGGGCGAGUGAAAAUGUAAACUUAAACUCGCUCAUAAGCCAAAACUACAAUAGGUUAGCAGGCUAUCUACGAGACAAAUUUGUGAUCAAUCCGUGCUGUGGAAGAAACAUUGAACAUGAAUGAGUAACUUCAUAUCUUGUACAAUGAGGGCCGUGAGGACUUAUAGGAAAUUUAACAAGUCUUAUCUUAGUACAUCUUAAUAACCAAAUCGCCAUAUCGUUCGCGUUGAAACUGCUUGACCCAAGUUAGCCUAGCUUAGCGCGCCAAAAACAUUACCUUCGUUACGUAUACAACGAGGACCAAACAUCGAACUUGGACUCAACCCAACCUUCAACUACUAGAGUGAGGGCCAUUGUGGUAUGAAUCCCUUCCAUCCACAUAGCCUUUAAAUUGACAUAUCUUUUAUAUCUUCACAGAGGUAGUAUGUGAUUUGUGUACCUUAUGUGCUGACUGUGUUUAUGUGAUUGCUUUAAUUUGACCUUAACUUUAACAUAGAUUAGGCAGUAUGUGAUUUGUGUAUUUUAUGUGCUGACUUUGGUUAUUUGAUUGCUUCUUCUUUUUUCUUUUCUUUUUUUUUUGACUAUCUGCAGUCCGUUGGGCAGCACAAUAUUGUGCAAGCUGUCAGCCGGUCCCAAGCCCGAAUAAAUUCAGAGGAUUGCAUUAGGAAGGGCAUCCGGCGUAAAACUGUGCCAAAGAUAUAUGAGCGUUCAGAUUCCAUAAUGGUUAGGUUGUGGCCCAGGCUUCCUACUGGCCUGAAUUGUUAAUCCGCAAGGCGUAGGUAGAAAUUCAGACAAUGUCAGUCAAAGACAAAAAAGAGGAGGAGUGUGGCUUAGUCAGAAGAAGAAGAGGAAUGCACAAACCCUACAGCUGUGUGUAGGGACUUUGAAUGUUGGGACUAUGACAAGAAAAACUCAGGAGUUAGUUGACAUGAUGAUUAGGAGAAAGGUUGAUGUAUUGUGCAUCCAAGAGAGCAAGUGGAAAGGGAGUAAGGCUAGAAGCUUAGUAGAGUUUAAAUUAUUGUAACAUGGAGCAGAAUGGAAGAGAAAUGGAGUAGGGGUUAUUUUAAAGGAAAAGCUGGCGAAGAAUGUCUUGGAGGUGAAAAGAGUAUAAGAUCGAGUGAUGAAGAUGAAAUCUGAAAUUGAGGGGAUUAUGUAUAAUAUGAUUAGCGGUUAUGCCCCAAGGUAGGAUGUAACAUCAAGUUGACAGAGAAAUUCUGGAAGGAACUAGAUGACAUAGUUCUGAGCAUCCCAGACAGUGAGAGAGUUGUGAUUGGUAUUGGUGAAGGAAACGGGCGAUGAAGAAGUGAGGGUUAAGUACGGCAUCCAGGAAAGGAACUUUGAGGGACAGAUGGUGGUGGACUUUGCAAAAAGGAUGGAAUUGGCAGUGGUGAACACUUAUUUCCAGAAGAGACAGGAAUAUUGAGUGACCUACAAGAGCAGAGGUAGAAACACGCAGGUGGAGUAUAUCUUGUGCAGAUGGUGAUCUGAAGGAGGUUACCAACUGUAAGGUAGUGGUGGGGGAGAGUGUAUCUUGACAGCAUAGGAUGGUGGUGUGUAGGAUGACUCUGGUAGACUCAGAAGACAAAGGUAGAUGAGAGAAUCAGGUGGUGGAAGUUGAGAAAGGAAGAAUGUUGUGUGGCCUUUCGGAAAGAGGUAAAACAGGCUCUAGAUGGACAGGAAGAGCUCCCAGAAGACUGGAAUACCACUGCCAAGGUAUUCAGAGAGGCAGGCAGGAGAGUACUUGGGGUGUCUUCUGGUAGGAAAGAAGAGAAGGAGACUUGGUGGUGGAACCCCAAAAUACAGGAAGUCAUCCAAGGAAAGAGAUUAGCGAAGUGAGACACGGAGAGGACUGAGGAGAGGCGAAAGGAAUACAUUGAGAUGCGUCGUAGGGCAAAGGUAGAGGUGGCGAAGGCUAAACGGGAGGCAUAUGACGACAUGUACACAAGGUUAGAUACGAAAGAAGGAGAAAAGGACCUCUACAGGUUGGCCAGAUAGAGGGACAGAGAUGGGAAGGAUAUGCAGAAAGUAAAGGUGAUUAAGGAUAGCCAUGGAAAUAUGUUGACUGGUGCCAGUAAUGUGCUAAGUAGAUGGAAAAAGUACUUUGAGAAGUUAAAUGAAGAAAAUGGGAGAGAAGGUAGAGUAGAAGAGGCAAGUGUGAAUGACUGGGAAGUGGUAAUGAUUAGUAAGGGGGAAGUUAGAAAGGCACUGAACAGAAUGAAAAAUGGAAAGACAGUUGGUCCCGAUGACAUACCAGUGAAGGUAUGGAAGCAAUUUGGAGAGGUGGCUGUGUAGUUUUUGACUAAUUUAUUUAAUAGAAUACUAGUGGGAGAGAAGAUGCCAGAAGAAUGGAGGAAAAGUGUGCUCGUCCCCAUUUUUAAGAACAAAGGCGAUGUUCAGAAAUGUGGAAACUGCAGAGGAAUAAAGAUAAUGAGCCACACAAUGAAGUUAUCGGAAAGAGUAAUGGAGGCUAGAUUCAGGACAGAAGUAACCAUCUGCGAGCACCAGUAUAGUUUAACGCCGAGAAAGAGUACCACAGAUGCAUUAUUUGCCUUGAGGAUGCUCGUGGAAAAGUACAGAGAAGGACAGAAGGAGCUACAUUGUGUUUUUGUAGACCUCAAGAAAGCCUGUGACAGAGUACCAAGAGAGGAACUGUGGUUCUGCAUGCGCAAGUCUGGUGUGGCGGAAAAAUAUGUUAGAAUAGUACAGGACAUGUAUGAGGGCAGCAGAACAGCGAUGAGAUGUGCCGUUGGUGUUGUGUGAGAAUUUAAUCUGGAGGUCGGACUGCAUUAGGGAUCUGCGCUUAGCCCCUUCCUGUUUUCGGCAAUAAUGGAUAGGCUGACGGACGAGGUUAGACUGGAAUCCCCUUGGACCAUGAUGUUCUGAGAUGAUAUUGUGAUCUGCAGUGAAAGCAGGGAGCAGGCGGUGGAACAAUUAGAAAGAUGGAGGUACGCACUGGGAAGGAAAGGAAUGAAGAUUAGCCGAAGUAAAACAAAAUAUAUGUGCGUGAAUGAGAGGGGCUGAGGGGGAAUAGUGAGGCUACAGGGAGAAGAGAUAGCGAGGGUGGACGACUUCAAAUACUUGGGGUCAACAAUACUGAGCAAUGGAGAGUGUGGUAAGGAAGUGAAGAAACGGGUCCAAGUGGGAUGGAAAAGUUGGCGGAAGGUGUCUGGUGUGUUAUGUGACAGAAGAGUCUCUGCUAGGAUGAAGGGCAAAGUUUACAAAACCAUGAUGUAGCGAUUAGAGACGGUGGCACUGAAGAAACAACAGGAACCAGAACUGGAGGUAGCAGAAAUGGAGAUGUUGAGGUUCUCACUCAGAGUGAGCUUGUUGGAUAGGAUUAGAAAUGAGCUCUUUAGAGGGAGAGCCAAAGUUGAAUGUUUUGGAGACAAGGUUAGAGAGAGCAGACUUUGAUGGUUUGGACAUGUUCAGAGGUGAGAGAGUGAGUAUAUUGGUUGAAGGCUGCUAAGGAUGGAGCUGCCAGGCAAAAGAGCAAGAGGAAGACCAAAGAAAAGGUUGUUGGAUGUUGUGAGGGAGGACAUCAGGACAGUGGAUGUUAGAGAGGAGGAUGCACGAGAUAGGCUUGGAUGGAAAAAGAUGACACACUGUGGCGACCCCUCAAGGGACAAGCCGAAAAGAAAAAAAAAGAAGUUUUUGGGAUGUGGGAGAACAUGCAAACUCCACACAAGUGGGUCUGGGAUUGAUUGAGAACUCUGAGGCCAACACUUUCCAGCUGAGCCACCGCGCCGCGAUUUUCAUAUUCCAGCUCAAAAACAUAUUUAGGGAAUAAAUAAGUGGUCAUGUAGGCAUGACCCAGUUCACUGUUCUAAAUAGUCAUGUUAGUGGUGUGUUUUUCGGGGAGUCAUCUGUACAGCCAUCCCGUUGUUGGUGCGAGCAGUCAGUGAGCCCAAUGAAUUUUCCCUUUGGAGAAAAGAUCUUUUGAGAAUUUUUCAGUUUGGAACAUGAAGGAUUUGGAAAAUGUGAUAAUACAAUACACGCGAUACUUGCUAUUUUUUUAACAUGAAAUUGAAUCUUAAAGGUCCGCUUCCAUCCAAAUUUCAUUUUUUAUAUUCUUUGAUGGGAAUCACAGUGGAUGAUUGGUUAGAAUCUGCAUCACAGUUCUGAGGACCCAGGUUCAAAUACGGCCUCACCUCUGUGGAGUUUGCAUAUUGUGCCCCAUGCCUUUGUGGGUUUUCUCUGGGUACUCCGGCCUCCUCCCAUAUCCCAAAAAACAUGCAUGGCAGGUUAAUUGGAGACUGAAUGGCUCGGAAAUGGGAAUUUGUGUGUAAAUCGUUGUUUGUCUAUAGUUCGGCAGAAAUAUUUAACACCACUAUUUUUCUCCCUAAAAAUACCGUCUUCUAAAGAUAUUAUCAACGUGAAGAUUUCACUAGAUGUUGGGAACAACCAAUGUAAUUUAUACAUACAAAGAAAGAAGAAAAAAGAUCAGAUAUUAAGUUGUGUAAUAAUGUGAAAUGGGCGGCACGGUGGUGCAGCUGUAGAGCAUUGGGCUCACAGUUUUGAGUUAAAAUGCCUGUGUGAAGUUUGCAUGUUGUGCCCGUGCCUGCGUGGCUUCUCUCCUGUCACUUUGGUUUUCUCCCACAUUCCAAAAUGAUUCAUUCAUUAGAGACUCUAAAUUGCCUCCAGGUGUGAUUGUAAGUGUGACUGUUGACUGUCUCUAUGUGCCCCGUGUUUAGCUGGCAAACAGUUCAGGGUGUACCCUGCCUCUUGCCUGAUGGCACCUUGGAAUAGGCCCCAGCACUCCCGCGACCCUUGUGAGGAUAAGCGUCUCAGAAAAUGGAUGCCGAAUGUGAAAUGACGGAGAAAGCAGUGAACACAUGAAGAAAGUGAGGUGCAAAGAGACAUUGAAAGCCAAGGCAACACCUAAAGUCUAUCAACUAUCAAACAGCAAUCCAGAUCCAUGUUAGUGCAAAUGCAUAUCACCUGCUUCAGUCCUAACAGCCACGAAAAAGGUCUCAUUGCCAAGGUGUGAAUCAAGACACAUCUCAUGAUGGGUAAGAACAGAGAGCUGUCUCAAGAGCAUUAUACUUAGCCAAUUAAGCUGAUUCUGAUUACAAACGAAUUGUGGCAGCUGACCCACCAUGCAGGGUGAUAGAUGAGCAAAAAAAAAAAAAAGGUGAACGAAUACAUUUUCACGGCACUGUAUUGUUUGGGGCGGCACGGUGGAUCAGCUGGAAAAGUGUUGGCCUUACAGUUCUGAGGUCCCUGUGUGGGGUUUGCAUGUUUUCCCCAUGCCUGUGUCGGUUUUCUCCAGGCACUCUUGUUUCCUCCCACAUCCCAAAAACAUGCAACAUUAAUUGGACACUCUAAAUUGACCCCUCCGUACAGGGCACAUAACCACGCCUCCUGAAGUCACGUCACCCCACUGUUGCUAACCUCAGACAAACAUUAGACAAAAUGGCGUCGCAGGAAGAAAAGUCAAGAGCGAAAUUGUCCGAUUUACCAGCUGAUUUUUCACUCGCAUUCUUACCGAAUAGUGAAAUAUCGUUGAAGAGCAGACAGUAGGGCUUCAAGUAUUUCAGCGAGGGGUAUUUCAAUGGUAUUUCCAUGCAUAUCGACGGAGAAACUACAUUGAUAUUAGCGCGAGAUCUUUCCAGAGUCAGAGAAAGACCGAGAAGCCACAUAAUAUAAUAUAUUAUAACCCAAUAGAUAAUAUAAUAUAACCCAAAGACAAAUUCGUCAUUGACAGUUUCCUAUUUUCGUGUUACAUAUCACACUUGUGUGCAGAAUCUGUAUGUUAGCAUACAGGUAUGUGCUCCUCCUUCGUGAUUUCUGUCUAACAUAGAGUAAAAGAUUAAGGGCACAAUACUGUGCCUUUGUGACGCAGUCCUGAGUCCCAUGAUGUGUGUAUGCCAGGUAGCAUAGUAGUCAGUCUGGCCUUGAUGUGCUGUCAGUCGCGUCUUCAAUAAAUGCAGUCAGAAACAUAAUGUCGUCCACCUUGCGUAUGUAUGAGUAACGGAGGUCAGGGAUCGAAAAUGGCCAUCGUUUGAGGCAGCACAAUGGGUGAAGUCACGUGAAAACAACCUAUUGGACACUCUAAAUUGCCCCUAGGUGUGAUUGUGAGUGCUGCUAUUUGUCUCGAUGUGCCCUGCGGUUGGCUGGCAACCAGUUCAGGGUGUACCCCGCUUCCUGUCUGUUGACAGCUGAGCUCCAGCACGCCCCGCAACCCUUGUGCGGAUAAGCGGCAAAGAAAAUGGAUGGAUGGAUGGAUGGUGAUGAACCCCCUCCCUGAGGUGAGGACCUUAUCAUUGUGGAUGGGUUUGUGUGUCCUAAUGAUCCUAGGACCUAAGUUGUCUGGGGUGUUACGUCCAUGGUAGGGUCACACAUGGCAAACAGAUCCAUGGUGAGGGAUCAGAAAAAGCACAGCUCAAAUGACCCUCUACGAUGAAUUACUUAAACUUCAUUUUCAAUUGCCCCGAAGCGGGUCACUGGGGUUCCCCACUGGAGACACUCCUGGAGAUGGGACUCAAAGGUGGCCGGGGCUCCACCCACGGGGGCCGACUCGACACACCCUGAAGAGAUGAUGUGGAUCCUCCUUUUCAUGGGCUCACAACAUGGGGCAGGGGGGUUGCAGGGGAGCAAUGGACCAGGCGCAUAGAGAGCUGGGUAGCGGCCAAAUGCGGGGACCAUGGUGGUUUGAUCUGAAACUUCAGAAACUGGCUCUAGGGACAUGAAUUGUCACCUCCCUGGCAGGUAAGGCACCCGAGCUGGCAUGCAGGUUGAGAAGUUGCAGCUAUAGUCAAGCGCACCUCCUCAACACAUUUUUAGCUCCGGUACCAGUCCCAUUCAGAGGUCUUGAACCCUUUUGAACUCUGGAGUUGCUCACGGUCAAAGGCACCAAACAGGUGUGGCCAUACUUUUUGUUCCCCAACUCAAGUGCCUAUUAAUUGGGUUUUACACCGGUGGAUGAGUCAGUCGCCUCCCUCUGCCUCUGGCUGGGGGGAUAGGUCCUGAUUGUAGCUUAUGCCCAACUCAAACUAUCACUGCCUGUUAGUGGGUUGGUUCCGAUGGUGGUGGAAAAUGCAGGUCCAAACUGGCAGAACCAACGUACUGUGAGGGUUUGGUGGGAAUGUCUGGCAGAAUCCCCUGUCAGAAGGAGUUGCAACUCUCACCUGUGGCAAAACCGGGCGCAUUGAGUCCGACUGGAUCAUGUUAUGCACUACUAUCGUUCAGGAGCCUGACUGAAAAUGUUGUCGUAAGGUGGUCAGUGCCUGUCAUGGCAGCAAGCCCUGAACCUGUUUCUGAACAGCAGCAGUAAGGAAUGCCCUCGAGCUGAAGAAGGAGUCCUAUCAGGCAUGUUUUGGUAGUGCGACACAAGAAGCAGAUGAUAGAUACUGGCAGGCCAAGUGGAACGUGGUUUUGGUGUUUACUGAAGUAACAAUAUUGGCAUGGGAGGAGUUUGACUAGGAAGAUGAAUGACUUCCGGAUGGCUUCUGUGAAUUGUUAGUGAUAAUUUCAUUAUGAAUUGAAAUCUUAAUACUGUUGAAAUAAAAAGAAGAAAAUAAUGGCUCUACAUGAAAGUUGUGUUGCUAUUUAUUUUGCUGAUUAGUUUGGUUUGGUGGAAUCUAUCAUUGCUCUGAUAAUCAUCAACUAUUCACCCACUUGUAAAGAUGCAUAACUCCUGAAAAUGUUAAUCGGAGUUGCCACACUAUUUUGACAGUAAGUUUGUUUUGCUUGCUUGUAAUAUUAUUUUGUUUAAUAUCGAGGCAAACUCCAUUUAUUCCAUUUUUUUUUUUCAAAAAGUAAAACCUGUAUAUUAGUUUACCACAAGCAAAGCGGAAUGUUUAUUAUUUGUUUAAAAUUUUAUAACAAUGGCAGAAAGACAAAAGAAUAAACAAAUUCAGUAUUUCACAAAAUUCUCGAAUCAUGCAAGUGACGAACAAAAAACCAUCUUAGCUGUAAUGUUGACCUUCUGAAAAGAGUAUUGAUUAAGCUUGUUAGCUCAGCGACACAUGAGCAUGAUGGAGGUUGACACCAGGCAGAGUGAUAGCAGCGUCGGGCAAUCGUCCACAAAGCCAAGUCUCCGUGAAACACAGAGCCGGAGAAUGUCCAAAGCCUUUUGUUGGACGCGUUUGACAAUGUCCCCACUUACGCAGCUGGACUUGUGUACCGGAUCGCGAGGCUUUCAAGAGCUAGCGACUAGCAACUCUGGAAAAGCUUCAGCGAAUUGGCAGGUGUUGUCGAAAAAAAGUCAGAAGAAAAUUCAUAAGAAGACUCUCUGACGGUUGGCAAGUCCUCUCUUGUCUACUUGAGAGUCCCGAGACGCCGGUGGAACGCAAAAACACAAACAGUAACGAAGAGCAUUCCGGAGUCAACAACACUGGUACGCAGUCACUCACAUUUGAAAAAUGUACGGGUGUGGUCAGUCAUGCUCGCAGAUAAAGUUGCAGGUGUGAUUAGGGAUGGAAUCUCAAGACCUUAAAAUAAUUUACAGGAUUAAUAUAAUAUAACUGUAAAUUAAAAAUAAAAUAAACAAAUACAUAACUAAAAUAGAAAAGUAAAACUUCAAACUCAGAAAGGAUAAUUUCCAAUUUCAACUGACAUCAGUAGUACAUGAUAUAAAACAGUAUUUAAAAUUUUUCAUCUGUAAAAAUUCUUGAUCUGACAAACUUCAUCUGAAGAAAAGUUAAAUGCACUGGCCUGUCAAGGAAUUACGGUCUAUACCGGCAAUGUUUUGAAGAUAAUGAAAGUUUAGUUCAACAUAAUCGUUGUUAGUGGCAGCAAGGUAGCGACACAUUAGAACAAACAUUCCUGUCGGCAACCGUGAUGUAUUGUUGUGAGGUGGGGGGCACGCAACGCGGGACUGCCGUAGAUCGGAGGCUGGCUUGGUAGACCGCACUUUUAUGUGCAUCCGCUCUGAGUAUAGACCACACCUGAAUCAAGCGACAAGGUGGAUGGUUUUUUGGGAGGGGGUAAUUCAGCAAAACAUGUGACGUCAGUGAAAACAACCCAUUAAUAUUGCAUGUUUUUGAGAUCUGGGAGGAAACCAAGGCAGACACGGAGAGAACAUGCAAACUUCACACAAGCGGGUCCGGGAUCAAACCCGGGACCUCAGAACUGUGAGGCCAACGCUUUCCAGCUGACCCACCAUGCAGCCCAGGGUCAUCAUCUCAUACAAAUUAAACAUUUGAUGAAUAAUGGUUUACUGUGGAUGAAUGUCACUUUCUUAAUGUAAUAAAAGCAAAGCUGUACUGCAGUGCAGUAUAUGAUCUUAUUCCAUGCAGUCUGUAGUCUGCAUGGAAUAAGCACAGAAAUAAUUGUGGAUAUGUCGAAAAGGUAUGGGCUAUGUCCUUAUCUGUCAUGGGCAUGACUUGGCCACUGCUGUGGGCAGUGCUUCCUGUGAGGGGUGUGGCCAGGCCACUGCCCUGGGCAGUGCCACCUCUGACACCUGUCUAAGUUGUGUUGCAUUCGGGACUCUAAUUGACCAAGCACUCAACUGGUGACUGUGUCACUGGCAUUUGCUAGUUCGUUGCAGAUGCUUCACUGCAUCCUGGGCUACUCUACUACUGUGCGUAAGUUGCAAGUUUAGUGUAGAGCAACCCUUUGUCACAGCGAGCCUGUGCCACCAUAGUCAAGUCACGUUUUUGUUCAUGUUUCCAAGUUUUGCCUCAUAGCCAUUGGACCUUGUUUCAUGUUUUUGGACCUUGCCUCUAGCCGAGGGUUUUUGUGUCUCUGCCUUCUUGGACUCCUUAAACUGUGUAUGACCUUAGUUGGGAAUAAAACCACUCCGAACAUUAUGCCUUUGCCAGGGAGUCCUGCAUUUGGGUCCGCCUCCUUGCCGCUGGCCCAUGACACUUAUCUGAUGGAAAAAAAAAAACGUUGGGACUUCCUGAUUAUAAUCAAAUACAUAACAUGGAAGGAUAACCAUUUUAAAUUAAGUUCACAAAGCGGAGAAGGUUCUAACGAAAGGAAGUGCCCUGCCUUGACAGCAUGGUGUCUUAUAGGCAAUAAGCUGUCAAAGGGCAGUGCCAGGAUUCUUGAUUUUGCUGCUUGGUAGAGCCCACCGCCUCUCCAUCUUUAUCACAAGCUCUUGCUGUGUUUCCCUCCCUCUCGUUCACUUGUGACGCUAUCAAUCAUAUCUUGCUCUCAGCAGAUUCUUCUCCCCAUUAAGGAAGUUAACCUGUAGGUAGCUAGCAGAACCCCGAGCCAUUCAUCUCUCUCAGCAGGACAUUGAGACUCACAUCUGCAGCAGAAUUUCAAAACAUGCCCCUUAGCAGACAUGCAUUGCAUGCUGAAAGUCGAUGUAUAUUUAAACGACGGCCUUUCAUCAGACAUUGGGCCAAGAAUGACAUUAACACUACUUGGGCUGUACCAAUCUAAACCCUUGGUUGAUUUAGACUUGCCUCAAAAACAGUAAAAGUAAGUGGAAUGCUGUACUGUAUUCUACAGUACAAAUCAUCAAUUGUCAAACAUGAACGAGAAGCCCAUGUACUCAAUGUUUCCUACUGUACUAUAUCUUUUCAUAUGAACGUACUGGAGGGAAUCAACCAUCCCCAUCAUGAAUAUGUAUUUGUGGUCCACAAUGGCACAAAUAGGUUUGGCUGGUAGUGAAACUUUUGCUUUGUGAAAUUCUCCACAGAUCCUUCUAUUAAAGAUGAUAUGUGUAUAUGUAUGCGUGUGCGUGCGUGUGUGUGUGUGUGUGCGUGCGUGUGCGUGCUUUCCCAUACCCAUACUAUUUAAAACGGUUCACGUGUCUUUAUAAAAACUGAUUGAAAUUCUUCUCAAUCAAAAUAUACAAAUGAUAAAGAAUUCCACACUUAGCAUCCACCUUUACCAUGUUAGUUGAAAGCACUUCUUUUUGGGAAGAUGGUUCGAAUCACCAAUAGUGAGUAGUUACCACAUUCACACCUCAGACUUCUGGGGUGUUUUUUCCCCUUUGAACAGGAAUGCAUCUUUCGUGCUACGGUUGGCGGGAGGUUUACUGCCUUACUGCACCUUGACAGCAGUUAGGCAGUAGACUAGCAUCUCUCCAACAGUUAGUAUCCAUUGUCUUUGUUUGGUGCAGUUUGCAGCAGUUUUCCAGUUUGGAAUGUGACACUCCUAUUCAAAAGCCAUGUCCUUAUUUAAAAGCUACUGUCCCCGAUUUCAUUAUUUAAUAAUUGUUAAUUAUGAAGCAGUUAUUUCUGAGGUCACUGCCCAACAGGUCAUAUACCGACAUAGUGUUUGUCAUUCAAUGUGGGUCGUCGUGGUAGAUGCCAUCAAAAUAAGACUCCUCGUUGGAGAUUUUAGAGUGUCUGGUGUGAGAUCACAGAGCUCUGAUGCUUUCUAUCAGGUCCCUGUCUGUGAAACCGCAGGUACCUCUAACAGGUUAUGCCCACUUAUUUUUUCACAGCAGAGAUGUGUCACUUAGAUUCACGUAGGUCCAACAUGCACACAGAUCCACACACACAUGCAGAGAUACAUACACAUUCUGGUUUACACGUGAGGAAGAGCAUUGGAGAUACUCUUUGACACAUUUAUGUGUGUAUAAUGCUGCACUUGUUUAUCCCCUUCUCUCUCCUUGCAGUGAUCCACUGCUAGAUAUGGUCGUUCUGUUCACCUGAAACACACGGUGAUAAAAUAUGAGUAUUAGUCAAUAAGGUUACAUUGAGAACAUGUAUUGACAGUUUCACACUAUAAAGAUGGGAUUUUCCUCUUCCUGUCCAUAAUGCAGUUGUAAACAUAGAAUGUCACACAUUUUCUGUCCUGGACUUUGUUUUUGCGAGUUGACACUUCUCACAGUCAUGCUUUGCGAGAACAAUGAAAGAGGUGAUGAAAUGACACCUACUUUUCCACUGUCUGCAAUUCUCUGUGACUCCACUGUUUUUUUUUUUAUUCCUGUAUGUGGUGGUGGAGAUGGCAAUGCCUUGCCAGCUGGGCCAGCUGGAUGACUUCAUCAACAAAUUUCACUCUGACAUUCUAGCGUUGGAAACUUGCCUCCUCACCUUUGUUCAAGUUCCAUCGACACACCAUCCCAUGAGGAAGCAGAGUCUGGGAUCUCUGAGGUGGUUAAAAAGCUCCUUGGUGGCAAGGCCCCGGGAGUGAUUGAGAUUUGCCCCAAGGUUCCUAAAGGCUCACCUCUGCAACAUCGCAUGGGCAUCGGGGGACAGUGCCUCUGGAUUGGCAGAUUGGGGUGGUGGCCCCACAUUUUAAGAAGGGGGCCCAGAGGGUGUGUUCCAACUACAAGGGGAUCACACUCCUCAGCUUCCCUGGUAAGGUCUCUUCAGGGGUGCUGGAGAGGAGGGUCUGUUGAAUCUCAGACUCUGGAGAAGCAAUGUGGUUUUUGUCCUGGCCACUGAACAAUGGACCAGCUCAUCACACUCGCUAGGGUUAUCAAGGGUGCAUUGGUGUUCGCCCAACGGUCUACAUGAACUGUCUUGUGUCAACCCUCAAGAUCGUUAAGUUCUUGGGACUUAUGGUCUUACAGGAUCUGAAGUGGGAGACCAUCAACUCUGUCCUCAAAAGAGCUUCUGAGGAAGCAUGGCCUGUCACAAGAGCUCCUGAGACAGUUCUACACAGCGUCAUUGAAUCGGUACGAUGCACCUUCAUGAGAGUCUGGUUUGGGGCAGCCACAAAAAGGACAAACUCCGACUGCAACGGACAAUCAAAAACCGCUGAACGGUUAGCGACAUCACCCUACCCACCCUUGAAGACUUGCAAGUCACUCGAACUAGGACCAAGGCGGACAGGAUCCUUUUGGACCCUCCACCUCCUGGCCACCAGCUCUUCCAGCUCUUUCCAUUGGACCCAAAUCAGUAAAAGAGAUGACCCUCGUCUUGUCCAUGAAUGCUUUCUUGGAAUCAGAGGGAGAAACUCCCAUCCCAACAUACCAACCAAUAUGGAAAACUGAGCGCUACAGUAAGACGUGCCUGUCAAACACCACCUCGCCAGGCCACACAGAACACCGUUUGAAACAGGAACCUUUUCGACGACUUCCUGACCAUGUGUCAAUGUCCAGAACUGCAUACUUCAAGAGGAAAUUUGUUGAUGAUGAUGAAGCUUCAUUCAAUCUCAGGACAUACUGCCAGACUCAGGUGGCACCCAUUUUGGAGGAACAGGCCCAUGUGCUGCGUCUCUCUCUGGAGAAGAUGCGAUUCAUAGAUGACCCAGAGGCGUUCCUGCGACGCUCUGUUCUUGUGAACAAUCUCCUCCGUCGUAUACGAGCUGACAUCCUGCUUCAGAGCACUGAAUGGUGCUUGUCCCCCAACCCAGUUUUUACCACUGUCUUACCUCCAAGCUCAAACCCCAGACAGCAGACACACAACAGAUCCGUCCCCACAAGAAUCUGCUCAGAACCCCAAGCCAGACCUCCCUAUCGAAAGCGGUUCCGAAUGGUCCGUCCAGGACAAGGGGACCUCCAUAAUGACUGUGCUCAGACAUGUUGCUGUAUUUAUGCUGCAGCAGCAGCCACAGGACGCUACCUUCACCUACCAUUGUCCAUGUACGAUCCAGAAUUCUCUGCACCACACUCUUCCUCCUUCUUUCAAAUGGGCAGCCAUCAUAAAUUAGGACUGACCAUCAUAGAUGGGCAUGAUGAUGAGGAUCCCGAAGAGGAGGAUGAAAUUGAGGAAGAGAAUGAGGAGGAAGAAAUUGGUGAGACAAGACUACCAGGACCUUCUACUGAUUUGGUUAAAGAUACAUCAAGGCAGAAAAGUAGCAUGAAGACCACGCGGUGUCAUGCAGACACAAGGACAGAGACAGAGAUUACUGGUAGCUUUGAAGUGCAGGAGGAGGAUAACCUAGAAGAGGAGGCACACAGCAUCCGACCUUGUCACUGGGACUCUGAUGCAGAAGGUCUUGUCAAGGUUCACUGUUGGCAGCGUAAAGGUCAAAGACAAUGAGAAUUUGCUCACAUAAUGAUUAUGGAUAAUAUAAGGGUCAUUUUGUUAUAAUUUAAUCAAUAACAGUAAAGACACUAAUUGAGAAUCCCCCCACCCCCAUUCUCUUUAGCUUUUCUUUUCUUAUAUUUAGCUUUAGCUUUUGGGUCAUCGGGGCAGCAGUAUAAGCAGGGAAGCCUAGACUACUCUCUCCAAAGCCACUCGGUUCAGCUAUUCAGGGGAGAUCACAAGGUAUUCUCAUUCCUGGUUGAAGACAUCUGGAUUUUCUCCAGCAUGUUCUAAGGCCCCCUGGUGGGCCAUACAAAAACCACCUCACCGUAAAGGUAUAUACUGUAGGAGGCAUCCUAACCAGAUGCCUGAUUCACCUCAUCUGGCUCAUACAGAGGAGCAGUGGCUCGACACUGAGACCCCCCAAGAUGAACCUAUCUCUAAGCGAGAGCCCAGGUAUCCUGAGGAGGAAACUCAUUGUGAUCGCUUGUAUCUGCCAUCUUGUUCUUUCCGUCUUGACCCACAGCUUGUGGCCAUGGGUGAAAGUCGGAGUGUAGAUUGACCAGUAUAUCGAGAGCUUAGCUCAGGGGUGGUGAAUGAGUCGAUCGCAGUUUCGGUCCAUCGCGAUGGCUUGCCGAGGAAAAAAAAGAAAAGAGAAGACAUCAGCCGUAUUUUUUUUUUAACUUUAGCUCACCAUGCAUGUGCAAACAACGACAGUACAGGAAAACACGCUGUCAGUGAGCCGCCCCAUCCCCCCCCCCCUCCAUUUUAAGCUCUCACUUGAGAAAUCUUAACAAACAUGAUGAGUAUGGAUGCUGCAGACAUUACGCCAAAAAGCAAGCUGAGAAUGAGAAAAGUGAACAAACUAAAAUCCCGAUUGGUCGCACAGCAGACACCGAAGCAUCGUUUCCAGGUUCGUCACAUCACACAUAAAGAGGCAUAGCUAACUCGUUGCUCUGAUCUUUUAAAAAUAAGCCGGAAAUAUUAUCUUCAAUAAAAUCUCCACAGCUGUAAAUGUGUACAGUUACACGGCGCUGUGAAGCCAUGGCUGAUGUGUGGAAGGACAUUGGAGAUUGUGAGUGUUUCUCACUGCAGUUGGACGAAUCCACUGACGUGACAGCCCAGGCGUGCAUUUUCAUUCGUAUGGUGUCUAGUGAUCAUCAACGUGAACUCAGGUAGUUACAAAAAAUGUUCAAAGUUAAUUAUGUUGUGUAAUAUUGGAUCAUGUGGUUAUGCAAGGCACACAAACAUACAUUUACACAUAAAGAAUCCUCAAUAUACUUUAAAAUAAAUAUGUUUUGCAUUUUUGUAGUGGGUAGAUCUUUGCGACUUGGUCAUUCUAUUUCAUCAUUAGUCAGAGUUCUAAAAAAUAAAUAAAUAAAUAAACCUCAAUGGAUACUUGAGAAGUAGAUCUUGGGGUAAAAACGUCUGGGCACCUUUCAGCUUCCGACAGGAAGUCCACCCGCAUCACUGCAGUUGCUACACUGGUCCACUUGUUAAUCUCCUGCUCAAUUCUUUCCUCACUCAUGAACAAAUUUUCGAGAUAGGAUUCUCAUCCCAACAAUUUCACACUCCAGAGAGAGUUGAAGAUCGCAGCAUGAUGAAGCAAUCAGAACCACAUCAUCUGCAAAAAGGUAACACAAAAUAAAGAGCAGCAACCUGACACUGAUAUCAUAAAACCAGACCCUCUCAACACUCCUGCUGUGCAUACCAAUUCUGUCCAGAAAAGUUAGGAAAAGAAUUGGUUAAGAAAUACAGCCUUGACAGAGUCCAACACUCAAUGAAAAUAAAUCUGCUGCAGACCAAAUUCUGACACCGGUCAUACAGGGCCCGAACAGCCUGUAAAAUGAGCUCUGAUACCCCACCAUCCUGGAGCACCCUCUGCGUGACUCUCAAAGCGAAUGGUCAAAUGUCUUUAUCAAGUCUACAAAGCAUAUGUAUUGUCGAUUGGUUGACAAAACCCAGCCACGAGGAUCCUGCCAAGGGUGUAAAGCUGGUCCUCUGUUCCUCCCCUAGGACAAAAUCCACACUGUUCUCUCUGAAUCAGUGAAGCGACUUCCAGACAGACUCUCCUCUGCAGCAUCCCCAAAUAGACCUUACUAGGGAGGCUGAGACACGUGAUCCUCCUAUCGUUGGUGGUAGUCUGUUCCUGGUAUGUCCUUCCAGAAGCACUGUCCCCUGUGUACACAUGCUGUUGCAGAAGAUUGUCAAGCAAGACAGACCCACAACAUCCAGAGCCUUUAGGAACUCCGAGUGGAUCUCAUCUUCCCCCGGGGCCUUCCCAACUAAGAGAUUUUUAACUACCCAGACUUACUCAUGUGAAGGUAUGUCUGUGGAAUUGAGGUUUUUGAUGUAUUUGACCCACCGAAUCACAGCGUCCAGAGUUGAGCUCACCAGUACUACAAUCCAACUAUGAACAGUGUUGAAGGUGCACUGCUUCCCCUGCCUGAGACACAGGACGGUGGACCAGAAUUUCCUUGAAGCCAUCUUUAGCCAUUCUCCAGUGCCUCAUCAAACUCCACUCACACCCAACUUUUAGCCUCAGUGAUCAUACUCCGCUUUCUCUGUCUGUACCCAUGAGCUGGUUCCGGAUCCCACAGGGUAAAAAGCUCCACUAGAACUCUUGCAUCUCUUACUACUGGUGUCCACUAACAGAUUUGGGGAUGUCUGCCAUGACAGGCACUGACCACAUUAUGGCCACACCUCCCGUCGGCCACUUCAACAAUGGAGGCCCAGAUCACGGUCCAUUCUGAACCAACGUCCCCUGCCUCCCCUGGGCAAAGUUGCUGCCGGAGGUUGGAGUCGAAACUUAUUGUAGCAGAACACUCUGCUAGACGUUCCUAGCCAAUCCUCACAAUGUGUCUGGGCCUGCCUGUUCGGACCAAGGUAGUGAUCGGUUGACAGUUCUGCCACGCUCUUCACCCGAGUGAUAUAUGCAGAUAUGCAGCCACAAGUCCAAUGACACAACAACAAAGUCAAUCUUUAAACUGCAGCCUUGGGUGAUUCUUCCCAAUCACAACUUUGCAAGUCUCACUGUCAUUCCCCAAUUAAGCGCUGAAGUCCCCCAGAAGAAUGAGUGUGUCCCGAGUGAGCGCGCAUUAUCAGCCCCCCCAUUAGGGACUCCAAAAAGGGUGCAUACUCUAGGCACCCAAGUAACCCGUAGCGACCUGUACCCACCUUGAAGGCAGAACAGACUACCCUCUAGUCAUUCGGGGUGAACCCCAACAUACAGACAACGACCUGUGGCCGGUAAGAAUGCCCAUGUCUCUGUGCCCAACUCUUUGCGCACCCAAUUCCCUGAACCUCCUCCCACGGGUGGUGAGCACAUGGGAAGGGGACCCAUGUUGUUUCUUUGGGCUGUAACCAGUCAGGCACCGUGGAUGCUUAGGGUGCUUGCCAAUGAGCCCAACCUCCAGGCCUGGCUCCUAAUGGGGCCCUGGUGACCUGCAUCCAGGCAAGGGAAAACAUUUUCCAAUCUUUGUGAACAUCAUAGGGGAUCUUUUAGUAUUGCUUUGUACCUCACCUUGGACCUGUUUGCCAUGGGUGAACCUACAAAGUGCAUAAAACCCUAGAAAACAUAGCUCCAAAGAUCAUCAGUACAGAGAAACCCCUCCAUCAUGAUACCAUGAUGGCUCAGGCAGGGAGGUCUUAGUUUUAUGUGCUAAUGUGUCUCAUGGUGAAACAGCUACACUUAAAGUUCCAUUUUCAAAGUUAUUGAUGAUUUAAAUUUGUAGAUGACCAUUAACCCUUUUCGGGCAGGGGUUGCAAAUUUGAAACAGGUUUAAUAUAAUCAAAAAUUUUAAGUCCAGACUAUCAUUUUCUGAAAGUAUAAGAUUUUUUUCUCUGCCAAAUUUUAUUUGGUCCAGUGAGGGUUAAGGCAAAUAGUGGUCAACAUUGAAAUACGAUAAAGAAAAAGUGAAUAAUGGCAAUGAAAAACAGUUUCAUAAAAAUGUUGUGAUUUUCACAACUAUCAUGUAUUGCCUAUCAAACUCUGCUGGUGCAAGUGCAUAAAUUAUCAUAACUACUCAUUAAACCUAUUACAGUCUUCAUACAAUCGUAAUAACAAUGAAGGUGUAAUAGUUUACACACUCACAAAUUCAUCCAUAUUCAUUCAUAUCUCAGUAACACCAUUUAUUUUGCUGUGUGCUAUUGCGUGAAUGGCUGCCUUGUCAAGCCACUUCUGCUGACAGAUGCAUCUAAUUCAUUGUCACAACAUAAUGAUGCUGUUCCCAGUUGCAUUAAUAUUCAGUCAGAUUUAAUGACAAGUAGGAAUGGUUUGUGAAAGAACCGAAAGAAGGAAGAUACCAAAAUAUGUGUGUGAGUGUGUGUUAGAAAUUAUGGAGAAGGAAUAUGAAGCAAUCCGAAAAAAAUUCUAUAUAUUUGAAAAUAUAAUUAGCAUCUUCAGGAAACAUGUUCUAAACCGUGAAACUUCAUUUUGGACACCUAAUGGAAAAUAAAUUUUGGCAAUAAAUGUCUGAAAAACAAUACUUUGGCUUUUUUUUUAAUGAUAACUGCCCAAUAAAAUCAAAUACAGUACUCACAAAACUAAUUGAUAUCAGAAGACAAUUGAGUGGGCUGUCCUUACUGUUUUUGAUCAAAUUAUAUGGAAGUGACCCUAAACUGCAGAAAUAAUAAACAGUUUUUAUUUGAAAUGUAGCUGUAAUUCCUAGUCAAUUUUAUUUUACCAAUAAAAGAAAGAUCAAAGAAAAGGAAGAACAAUAAAACAUCUGGCCUCACCAUUUCUCCAUAAAUUAUAUUUGUAGUUAAAUAUUGUAAGCGAUCUUGCAUUGAACUGUCUCCAAGCCCAGGACCCUAAACAAGAGUCUGUUUAUGAUUAUUGUCAGAAUAAAAUGUAGCAUUCCAAAGCUUGACUUCAAACAUUUCUUAAAUUAAUUUUGAUAAAAUGAUGUAUUGUUCCUUUGACCUGCAAGGGAGACACCGUGUUGUGUCUGAUGCCUGUUAUAGAGAAAACAAUCAUCAACUUUGGCAACAUUAAAACACAAAUGUUAAGUGCCUUCGAGUUUUUAACGGUUCAUGUAUUUUGUGUGUUCAUGUUAUUGUUCCUAAAAGACUUGACACUGGCAUUUUAUUGAAUGCUGUGACUUUAUUUCAAAUGUGGAUAAAAUGAUUACUUAACUAUACACUCAAACUGUAUAUUGUUUAAAAAAUUUAUAUAUAUAUAUAUAUAUAUAUAUAUAGAAUUGAAUGCAUGUUGUGAAUAACUCAGCACUGACCAUGCACAAACAUCAGCCAACUUUGAAGUAAACAUUUGUUUUUAAAGAUUGAAGACUGUAUUUUUUCCUGGUCUUUUGGCCCCCAAAAAUCAACCUAAAAUACAUAAUUUCAAUCUCAUAAUGAACAGAAUCUGUUUGUAUUAGUUUUGUGUUCCAUUGUAUUGCACAUAUGGUAAAUAAAACAUUAUCAACAUAAUGAACUAUUGUAAUAACACAUUUAAAUCAAUUGGCAAGGGUUUGUUCGGCAUUAGAAAAAGUUAGUAUACUUAGUGUAUAUUUACAUCCACAUAUCAUGAUGUCCACUUUGAUGUAUGCCUCGAUUAAUCUUUUGUUUUUCUUUUUUUUUCCUCAGAAAAAAAUAUCUAGUAGCUCCAUGAAGGAGGUGCAAUAGUUUUACUACAGUGGCUCCACAAAUAGAGUACCACUAUAGAGUACUUAAAUUUGACCUCGUCCUUAUGCUGAUUUGCUGAGUGCUUUGACCAUGAUUUUGAAGCCAGAAUGCAAAUGGCUGUAUGAGCUCUAUAAAUAGUGGGAAAUUAUCGCAGCAGGACAAUGUGUAACCUGCCAGUGGUGAGAGCAUUUUUUUUAACAAUGAUGAGAAUAAUGAAUUGAUACAACAUACAAUAAAUGACGGCAUUAUCUAACCGGUGUGGAGAAAGUAGAAACUUGAAGUUGAAUAUAAAUUAAAACUGGUUUGACCACACUGUUUAAACAAGUGUGUGACAUCAUCAUACAUGAUAAUAAACUUAAGCAGGGAGGAAUUAGCAAUUAAUAGGAAACGAAAAAUAUAAAGGAUGCACAAACAGAAGCUGCACGUUGCAUAUUGCAUUUCUAUUGUACCACAGAAGUAACAAUCCUCCCCUUGCCAAUCAAUGGCCAGAAGCAGGCACAUGCACAGAUAGACCCCUCACUCAUGGAGCGCCUGCAUAAGCACCUCUCCACCGGAAUUAAAAAAAAAAACUAUGCCCUAUCUUCUGUUGGCUCCCCUUUCUCCCAUUAGUAAUCAUUAAAAAAAAUACGCUGUCAUCAAUUCUCCCUCAAUUUUUGAUACAUGAUGGGCAUUUAUUUGAGGCUCUCUGAGAAUUGUGCCAUUAACUGAACUAGAAACCACAUAUGGUGCCCUUCAACUCUUGUUAAUAGUUUCACUAUUG
This is a messenger RNA of Syngnathoides biaculeatus (alligator pipefish), 20938 nucleotides long. It is a transcript of the gene sertad4, whose product is annotated as SERTA domain containing 4. NCBI's taxonomy places the organism in Eukaryota, Metazoa, Chordata, Actinopteri, Syngnathiformes, Syngnathidae. The transcript is spliced from 5 exons. Gene Ontology annotation, cellular component: nucleus. Bases 13492 to 14568 code for a protein of 358 amino acids. The record is from RefSeq and is a predicted model, not a curated record.